AUGGCCACUGCAUAUUCCAUCGUUUCGCUCGUUGCAGGAAAACUCAGCGAUAUUCUCCUUCAAGAAGCUAUCUUCUUGCAUGGAGUGCGCGGCGAAAUUGAAUGGAUGGAACAAGAACUGAAACGGAUGCAAAGCUUCUUAGAAGACGCAGAUGCAAAACAACAAGCAGAUGAGAGAGUAAAGAACUGGGUGUGGGACGUGAGAGACGUCGCUUACGAUGUUGAGGACAUCAUCGACGUCUUCAUCCUCAGAAUAGCCCGCCUGAGGCGACCAGGAUUCAUGGGUUUCUUCAAGAGGUAUGCUUUAAUUUUCAAGGAGUUGGUAGCUUGCCAUAAGGUGGGGUUAGAGAUCAAACAUAUAAAGAUUAAGAUCGGCGCGAUCUCCGAAAGCCGGUUGACUUACGGCAUCGAAAGCAUCAACUGCGGUGGAGGGACAAGCUCCAUGUUCCAAGAAUGGAGGCUCACUUCUCCUGAUGUUCAAGAACCAGAUUUUGUUGGUUUUGAGAAAGAUAUAGAGGCAUUGGUGGAGCGGUUGACAGAAGGCGAGCAGCGGCGUUGUGUUGUUUCUGUAGUUGGAAUGGGCGGUCUGGGUAAGACUACACUCACUAAGACAGUUUAUAACAGUGAUACUGUUAAGAAACAUUUCAAUUCUCAAGCAUGGAUUUUUAUAUCACAGAAGUAUGUUGUGAGAGAUCUUUUGCAGAACAUCAUAAACUGCUACAUGGUGCUUUCAAAAGAGGAGCUCAAGAAAGUGGAGAAAAUGAAUGUUGCUCAGCUGAGGCAUAAAAUUUCUGAGCAUUUGAAAGAGAGAAGAUACCUGAUGGUAGUAGAUGAUAUAUGGAAGAACGAAGCAUGGGAUGCUGUGAAGGAUGCAUUUCCGGAUGUGAAUAAUGGAAGUAGGAUCAUGCUCACCACUCGCAACAAAGAUGUUGUUUUAUAUGCAGAUGCACAAAGCCCGCCUUAUGAAUUACGGUUUCUAAAUGAAGAUGAGAGCUGGGAUUUGUUCUGUAAGAAAACAUUCCCAAAACAAGAUACAAGUUGCCCUUUGGAAUUGCAGAAACUGGGGAGAGAGAUUGUGGGGAAGUGUCAAGGUUUGCCUCUUGCUAUCGUUGUCAUCGGAGGGCUAUUAUCAAGGAAAGAAACAAGAGAGUGGGAGAAAGUACUGAAGAGCAUUAGCUGGCAAUUUGUUGAAGGACAGCCUCAAAUCUAUAGAAUAUUAUCUCUGAGCUAUGAAGAUCUGCCCCAUGAAUUGAAACCUUGUUUUCUCUAUUUGGGUAUUUUUCCAGAAGAUUAUGAGUUCCCAGCUAACAAAUUAAUUCAACUCUGGACGGCAGAAGGGUUGCUACGACAGAGAGGGCACGAAACAUUGGAAGAAGUAGGAGAAGAUUUACUAAUGGAGCUGAUUCAGAGAAGUAUAAUCCAAGUUGCAAAAAGAAAUUCAUGCGGUGGUAUUAAAUGUUGUCGUAUUCAUGAUCUUUUGCGGGAUCUCUCCAUAGUAAAGGCCAUGGAAGAUGAGUUUCUUGAAGUUUAUCAUGGGAACACGAAUACUCCUGCAUAG
Magnolia sinica is the source of this 1557-nucleotide messenger RNA. Its product is annotated as putative disease resistance protein At1g50180. Gene Ontology annotation, biological process: defense response to other organism. The record is from RefSeq and is a predicted model, not a curated record. The transcript has a single exon. Gene Ontology annotation, molecular function: ADP binding. Bases 1 to 1557 code for a protein of 518 amino acids. NCBI's taxonomy places the organism in Eukaryota, Viridiplantae, Streptophyta, Magnoliopsida, Magnoliales, Magnoliaceae.